This is a messenger RNA of Annulohypoxylon truncatum, 507 nucleotides long. RefSeq lists its product as uncharacterized. The coding region runs from base 1 to 507 and encodes 168 amino acids. The record is from RefSeq and is a predicted model, not a curated record. The transcript has 2 exons. Lineage: Eukaryota; Fungi; Ascomycota; Sordariomycetes; Xylariales; Hypoxylaceae.
AUGACAGCACCGGCACCAGCUCACAUCAGAGCUGCGCGACAUCAACACCGCGAUUAUUCUCGCAAAACGAAGAUCUUCAAGAAAUGGCUUCUCGAAGCCGCUGUACAGUGUGGGUGGAACCAGAACGACGAGCCCACUAAAACAUCGGACAUAUUGUCACAAAUCGAUAUAAUAUUAAAGGCGGAAGUUCAGGAAAUAUCCAUGCCAAAACACAUCUAUGAAACUCUAGUCAGUGCUAUAGACUUGAGAAAGGAGGCUUUGGAAGCAUUUGGAGAGGUACACUUCAUAGGAGGGCAGUCAAUGACCGCCCACCUUCACUUCAUCGCCAUCUUGGAGCAUGCGUUGGACGUUCUACCAAAGUCCGAGCACACAAUCAAGUCCAACAGCCCAACAACCAACGUACCUCAGAGACCACCAACCAAUGCGACCAAUCCAUCAAGCGAAGAUGACGACUGGUCAGUUGUCAGAUAUUAUAGAAGAUCCCAGGGCGACCGUGAAUCAAAAUAA